Neocloeon triangulifer is the source of this 2244-nucleotide messenger RNA. RefSeq names its product facilitated trehalose transporter Tret1-like. The transcript has 7 exons. The coding region runs from base 119 to 1783 and encodes 554 amino acids. Gene Ontology annotation, molecular function: sugar transmembrane transporter activity. Gene Ontology annotation, cellular component: membrane. The record is from RefSeq and is a predicted model, not a curated record. Gene Ontology annotation, biological process: carbohydrate transport; transmembrane transport. Lineage: Eukaryota; Metazoa; Arthropoda; Insecta; Ephemeroptera; Baetidae.
GCGAUCCGAAGAACAAACACCAAACGGAUAAAAUAGCUUGCGAGUGCGACGAGAGCAGAAAGUCGGUCAAUUUGUCUGCGCCGUGUUGUGUUGACUUAAUUCGGCGGCAAAUAUUUGCAUGACGUUGAUUUUAUUGCACUCCACGCCUGCAAAAAGCAAUCGGCAUAAUUCGCUCAGUGGAAUCAAAAGGGCGUCGACACUCAACUCGAUAUUUCUUCCAAGUUUAAUUCGUCACUUCAAGAUGAGCCGAAUGACAAGCACUACUACCCUGGUCACUGGCUCGGUUGACUCGGUGGCGGCCAAUCUCAAGGCUGAAGAGGCAGCCGCUCAAAAUCCAAAACCCCGUAGACUAACACAGUACAUUGCUGCAGUUUCAGCAACGUUGGGUGCUUUUGCGUUGGGAAAUGUAAUCGGCUGGUCGUCGCCGGCAAGUGGUCGUCUGCAGGGCGACACGUCCGAGGUUGACUUUGACGUGUCGGCGUCCGAGUUCGCGUGGGUCGGCUCGCUGCUGACAAUCGGCGCUGCCGCCUCCACUUUUCCUGCAGGCAUCCUGGUCGAACGCGUUGGCCGAAAGCAGACCAUGUUCUGGACUGCGCUGCCCUUCAUCUUCGGAUGGGCGCUCAUCCUCUUUGCGUCCGGCGUCGAAAUGCUUUACGCGGGACGACUUAUCACUGGAUUCUGUGGUGGCGUUUUCAGUGUGGCGUGCAAUUUGUAUGUGGGUGAGAUUGCUGAAAAGGAGAUCCGAGGCGCCCUGGGCACCCUCUUCCAACUGAUGGUGGUUGUCGGCAUCGAGUUUGUCUUUGUUCUCGGCGCAUUUAUCUCCCUAACCGCUCUCAAUGCGGUCUGCUUGAGCGUGCCCGUCAUUUUCGGCUUCCUCUUUUUCUGGAUGCCCGAGACGCCGCAAUUCCACCUCAAGAUGAAGAGACGGGAAGAAGCCCACAGAGCCCUGCAGUGGUUCCGUGGAGGUGCAGAUUGCGAGUUUGAACUGCGCGAAAUGCAGCAAAAUUCUGAAAGUCAGCGCAGCGUCCCAGUGACUAGAAUGCUGGACACGUUGGCCGCAAGAAGGGCCCUGAUGGUGUCGAUCGGUCUGAUGGCCUGUCAGCAACUGUCCGGCAUCAACGCCGUCGUUUUCUACACGGAAGAUCUCUUCAAGGCGGCCGGUUCGUCGCUUGAGAGCCGCUACUCGGUGAUUGUUGUAGGUGCCGUGCAACUCGUGGCCACCGUGGCCGCCCUGCUCGUCAUCGACCGCCUUGGCCGCCGACUCCUCAUGUCCGCCUCUCAGGCCGCAAUGGCCGCUUGCACCCUUUUCCUCGGCGUCUACCUCUACUUUAGAGAGGUAGAUGAGUUAAGCGUGUCGGGAUUAGGUUGGCUUCCCAUACUCCUGAUUUGCAUCUAUUUUGUUGCCUUCUCCCUCGGAGCUGGACCAAUUCCGUGGUUGAUGCUCGGAGAACUUUUCCCCGCAGAAAUCAAAGGCUCCGCAUCGGCUUUGUCAGCGUGCAUCAACUGGCUAAUUGCCUUCCUUGUUACCAGAUUCUAUGGGGACUUGGUGUCUUGGCUCAAUGGGUCCUCAACAUUUUGGAUCUUUACAAUCCUUCUGCUGGCAGGCUUGGCUUUCGUCCACUUCUUUGUACCUGAAACGCGCGGCAAGAGUCUCGACGACAUCCAAGAUAUUUUGGCCAGCAAAAACUCGGCGCACAACAACCUGACGCAAUUUUCGCCAAACAGCAUUGCUCUCUCCAAAAAGGAGCAACACCACACUGUUGACAUGCAACAACGAUUUUGAGGAUUUUAAUCUUUUUGUGAUAUGAAGGAAGUCUUUUAUUCUAAUCGGUGUAAAGAGUUAUUAUUUGCUUAUUUUAAACUUUGGAAACAUUUUGUAUUUUAUAAAUUGGUGCAAUAUAUUUAAAACAAUUAAUCUGAUAUGUAUGAUCUUGAUAUAUGAAGCGUGGAGCGUGGAUUUUGCUUACCUCUUAUCAUGUGUUCUAUUUUUAUUAUAUUACGUUUCGCACACAUUAUUUGUUGUUCACCUGCUUUUAAAUUGCCAGCAACAUUUUAAAUGAAGCGUUAAUACUUGUCGAAAUUAUCAGAUUUCCAUCCAAUAAAGCUAUUUUUUCUCUCACUCAAAGAUUAACUGCUGGGAACACAAGUGUAUUGAAUAUAUGAUAAUUUUUUUCCCAGAAAUUGGUUUAUUUUAUUUAUUGUUCAAUAAAAAAAUUAUAUAAUUUUAUUUUCUAAAACUGAAAA